AUGGUCCGUGAUAUCCAGAACAAUGUGCUCUUUGAAGUAGCGACCGAGGUGUGUAACAAAGUAGGCGGCAUCUACUCCGUCUUGAAAUCGAAGGCGCCCGUCACAGUGGCCCAGUACAAGGACAGGUACCAUGCAGUGGGUCUUUUGAACAAAGAGACGUACCAGAAUGAAGUGGAUUUACUGGACUGGGAGGCCGACGACACUUUCCCAAAGGAAUUGAGGCCCGUUCAGCAGACGCUGAGGUCCAUGCGUUCCCGUGGCGUUAACUUUGUGUACGGGAGAUGGCUUGUCGAGGGGGCCCCAAGGGUGAUACUGUUUGAUCUUGGGUCCGUCGUGCAGUUCCUGAACGAAUGGAAGAGCGACCUGUGGUCCCUCGUAGGGAUCCCAUCGCCAGAGAACGAUUUGGAGACAAACGAUGCUAUUCUGUUCGGGUACGUCGUUGCGUGGUUUCUAGGUGAAUUGGCGCAUGUUGACCAAACACACGCCAUCAUCGCACACUUCCAUGAAUGGCUCGCCGGUGUCGCUCUGCCCUUGUGUCGGAAGAGAAGAAUUGACGUCGUGACCAUCUUUACCACUCAUGCUACACUGCUUGGGAGGUACCUGUGUGCUUCCGGUGACAUUGACUUCUACAACAACCUUUCGAAUUUCGAUGUCGACCACGAGGCGGGCAAGAGGGGAAUUUACCACAGGUACUGUAUCGAGAGUGCUGCGGCAAAUUCCGCGGACGUGUUUACCACAGUGUCCCAGAUUACGGCGUUGGAGGCAGAGCAUCUGUUGAAAAGGAAACCAGACGGGAUCUUGCCCAACGGUAUCAACGUGGUAAAGUUCCAGGCAGUCCACGAGUUCCAGAACCUACACGCUGUUAAGAAGGAAAAGAUCAACGACUUUGUAAGGGGCCACUUCCACGGAGCCUUCGAUUUCGACCUGGAUAACACGCUGUACUUCUUCAUUGCGGGGAGAUACGAGUUCAAGAAUAAGGGGGCCGACAUAUUCAUCGAGGCACUGGCCAGAUUGAACUACAGACUGCAAGUGAUGGGGUCCAAGACCACCGUGGUCGCCUUUAUCAUUAUGCCGGCGAAGACCAAUUCGUUCACUGUGGAGGCUCUUAAGAGUCAAGCGGUUGUCAAAUCAUUGGAAAACACCGUUUCUGAAGUUACAAAAUCCAUUGGUCAGAGACUUUUCGACCACGCCAUGCGGUUCCCUCAUAACAACACCAACACGGAAUUACCGGUGGAUUUGGACGCAUUGCUUACUCAGUCGGAUAAGGUAUCCUUGAAGAGAAGGGUCUUGGGCCUGCGUAGGUCUUCCAACGAGCUGCCCGCGAUUGUCACCCACAACAUGGUGGAUGACGCUAACGAUAAAGUUCUGAAUAAGAUCAGACAAGUGGGGCUGUUCAACCACUCCUACGAUCCUGUCAAGAUUAUCUUCCACCCAGAGUUCUUGAACUCCAGUAACCCAAUUUUAAGUCUGGACUACGACGAGUUUGUUCGCGGUUGCCAUUUGGGUGUGUUCCCAUCCUACUACGAACCAUGGGGUUACACUCCAGCUGAAUGUACAGUGAUGGGUGUCCCAUCCAUCACCACCAAUCUGUCCGGAUUUGGUGCUUACAUGGAGGAUCUGAUCGAGGUGGACCAAGCAAAGGACUACGGGAUCUAUAUUGUGGACAGGAGAUUCAGAGCGCCAAACGACUCCAUUGAACAAUUGGUUGAUUUUAUGCUAGAGUUCUGCAAGAAGACGAGAAGACAGCGGAUCAACCAAAGAAACAGAACGGAGAGACUAUCCGACUUGCUCGACUGGAAGAGAAUGGGGCUAGAAUACGUCAAGGCUAGGCAACUGGCACUAAGAAGGGCUUAUCCAGAUUUAUUCAAAGAGCUCGUGGGCGAGGAACUGAACCCAACAAAUAUGGACAGCAUGGCAGGUGGGCAGAAGUUCAAAGUAACAAGACCACUGAGCGUCCCUGGGUCCCCCAGUGGAGCAACUGUCAACAGUACCGUGUAUAUGACACCGGGAGACCUUGGUACUUUACAGGACGCUAACAACAUCGACGACUACUUCAACUUGAACGUUGACGGUGCAGUGGAAGACGAUUUGGACAACGACGGCGAGUAA
This is a messenger RNA of Huiozyma naganishii CBS 8797, 2109 nucleotides long. RefSeq names its product glycogen (starch) synthase GSY2 (gene GSY2). Gene Ontology annotation, cellular component: cytoplasm. The transcript has a single exon. Gene Ontology annotation, molecular function: alpha-1,4-glucan glucosyltransferase (UDP-glucose donor) activity. The record is from RefSeq and is a predicted model, not a curated record. Gene Ontology annotation, biological process: glycogen biosynthetic process. The coding region runs from base 1 to 2109 and encodes 702 amino acids. NCBI's taxonomy places the organism in Eukaryota, Fungi, Ascomycota, Saccharomycetes, Saccharomycetales, Saccharomycetaceae.